Colossoma macropomum (tambaqui) is the source of this 2862-nucleotide messenger RNA. RefSeq names its product L-2-hydroxyglutarate dehydrogenase (gene l2hgdh). Bases 106 to 1422 code for a protein of 438 amino acids. The record is from RefSeq and is a predicted model, not a curated record. The transcript has 10 exons. Gene Ontology annotation, molecular function: (S)-2-hydroxyglutarate dehydrogenase activity; (S)-2-hydroxy-acid oxidase activity. Lineage: Eukaryota; Metazoa; Chordata; Actinopteri; Characiformes; Serrasalmidae.
CUGCAGGAGAGUACAGUAGAAGCAGGAGGAGGAGGAGGAGAGCCGAGUUCACUAUUUUAUUCACUUUAUUUGUUUUUUCCUCUGUUCCUGUUUAUUAUCUGAGUUAUGAGACCCGCCGGGUUCGUCUUCAAGCGGCUGCGCUUCGCUCCGCCCCGCCUGCAGCACCGCGGUGUGUGUGACGUGGCCGUGGUGGGAGGAGGAAUCGUGGGCCUGGCUUCAGCGAGAGAGCUCAUCCUCAGACACCCCAACCUCACCUUCACCCUGCUGGAGAAGGAGAAGGAGCUCGCUCUCCAUCAGACGGGCCAUAACAGUGGUGUGAUCCACAGUGGGAUCUACUACACGCCGGGUUCUCUGAAAGCUCGUCUCUGUGUGAAGGGAGCAUCUCUGGCUUAUUCGUACUGUGACAGCAAAGGCAUCCCCUACAGGAGAUGUGGCAAACUGAUUGUGGCGGUGGAGAGGGAGGAGGUCCCGCGUUUGAGGGCGCUGUACGAGCGCGGACUGAAAAACAACGUGAAAGAACUGCGGCUGAUCGACGCCAGAGCCAUCCGAGAGAGAGAGCCCUACUGCAGGGGGAUAAUGGCGCUGGACUCGCCCUACACUGGAAUCGUGGACUGGCGUUUGGUGGCUCUAACGUACGGGAAAGACUUCCAGCAGGCCGGAGGCUCCAUAGUAACGGGGUUCGAGGUUUCGGAUAUUACCAUGGCAACAGAGAGUCCAGCUGGGAGCUCUGAGGGUUUAAAGUACCCAGUCGUUAUCAGGAACUCAGAGGGUGAGGAGGUGCGGUGCCGUUACGUGCUGACCUGCGGCGGUUUGUACUCUGACCGUCUCUCAGAGAUUUCAGGCUGCAGCGCAGAACCGCGCAUUGUUCCCUUCAGAGGAGAUUACCUGGUGCUGAAACCAGAGAAAAACUACCUCAUCAGGGGAAACAUCUACCCUGUUCCAGAUCCGCGGUUUCCGUUCCUGGGUGUGCACUUUACCCCCCGUGUGGACGGCAGUGUGUGGGUGGGGCCGAACGCUGUGCUGGCCUUUAAGCGGGAGGGAUACAACCUCUACGACUUCAACGCUAAAGACUUCACAGACGCUCUGUCCUUCAGAGGUUUACAGAAGCUGGUGCUGAAGAACCUGGUGUACGGAGUAGCUGAAACAUACAGGGGAGUGUUCCUCAGUGCUCAGGUGAAGAUCCUGCAGAAAUACAUACCUGAACUCAGCCGCAGUGACAUCGUCAGGGGUCCGUCUGGAGUGAGGGCGCAGGCUCUGGACCCCGAGGGGAACCUGGUGGAUGAUUUUGUUUUCGAUGGUGGUGUGGGGGAGCUCGGCAGUCGAGUGCUGCAUGUCCGCAAUGCGCCGUCGCCGGCUGCAACCUCCUCCCUCGCCAUCGCCGAGAUGAUCGCAGACGAGCUGGAGGCGCGCUUCAGCCUGUAGACACACAGGGGGAACAGACCGGGACAGAAACCGGGAGGCUCAGAGCUGACCAGAGCUGACCAGAGCUACCCAGAGCUGACCAGAUCUGACCAUGUUCAGUAUAACGUUCUGCACACUGAGAUAACAGCUGUCCUUUAACACAGCAGCUAACAGUGCUGCUCUGAACGAACUUAAAGCGAUAGUUUGGUGAAAAAUCGUGUUUACACAAUUAACAGUCAUACAGUGUCAGAAACCACAUAAUCAACUCCGUUAGAGAUUACGUGGAGUUAGCACAGGGCUAAUUGGUGGGGUAAAAGCAUCCAUUAGCUGUGAGCUACAUGCAUACAAAAGAAGGUUCUUCAAGGGUUCUUUAGUAAAGACACUGGGCCUCGUUCACCAACUGUUCUUAAGUAGAAAUUUCUUCUUAAACCCACUUACGCAGUUUUGACAAAGACUCUGACUCACCAGUGUCUCUUAUGUGGGGUUUGUUCUUAGGUAAGAACAGAAUCUACACACUCAAGAACACAAAGGAGAGAACAGUUCUGCGCUUUAAGAACACAUCAUGAAUCUGACGGAGACUUUUUCUUAAGACCUUUCUCAAGAACACACUUAAGAACAGACUUAGGAGGAUAUCGGAGAAUGAGGCGCAAUGGUUCUAUAAGUAUUUAAUGGUGAAGUGGUUCUUCAGAUUGAUCAAGAAUGUGUUGUAUAUGGUUCUAUAUAGUGCCAAAAAGGUUCUAUUUGUUACAAACCUGGAAUCGUAACAAUAGCAGAACACUUUUUGGCGCUGUUUAGAACCCUUUUCAAAAAGGUUCAGAAUAACUAUAUACAGCACGUUGUCCAUCAAUUUGAUAGAACCAUGCAAAGAACCAUUUAAGCAUGCAAGUGGUUCUUUGAGUGUUCAUAGUUCUAUGUAAUGCCGUUCUCUUUACUAAAGAACCCUUGAAGAACCAUCUUGUGUACCUUAGCCUCGUAGCUGCUGUGCUAAAACUAAAGAAGCAGCAGAAGUGUCCGAGCUAAUCAACCUUAUUUGUGAUCAUUUGGGGUAAAACUAUGUAAAUUGAAUUGUUGGCCAAACUAUCGCUUUAAAGUCCAACAGCACCUUCAAACGUGCACUAUUUUAUAAACAUUUAUUCUGUCAAACUGCCUUUUUUACACAGCACGCCGCUAAGAUUGAUUAUUGACAUUUUUCAGGCUCAUUAAUUAUCAUUAUCUUAUUGACCAGUGUUAAACUAUAAUGUUCAUGAUAUCGUAAUGCACAAGAAUAUUAGGCCUCGGUUUGGAAACUUAAGCAUUAUUUUCUGAAAUAAAUGACGGUGUGAGAGUUUUUUCCUAAGCUGAAGCAGGAUGUGAGAGCUGGGGUGUUGCUGUUUUAAUUCCUUUAUUUUGUAAUUACAUUUUCUUAAUUUGUGUCAAUAGAUGAGUAUUUUGUCAAUAAAAUAUCCACAAGAGGGAAAUUCA